AUGGCUAUCGAUUUGGCAAAAGAAGUGAAAAUAGAACCUACGAAAAAGAGAACGACUGGUUCCCAAGUACAUCGUGAAAAUGUUCCUGCUGAUUCCACUUCAGAUUAUUACAAAAGAGCAGUUACAAUACCAUUUUUGGAUCAACUUCUUGGACAAAUGCAGUCUCGUUUCUCAGAAGGAAAUCUUGAUGCUUUAGAUGUCAUGUAUGGAAUGCCAAAUAAGGUUGUAUCCGAUCCUGACUGGAAAGAAAAUUUCUCUCGUUUCCUCAAUAAAUAUAAAGAUGAUCUACCGGACUUGGACUUUUUAGAAUGCGAAUUACGGAUGUGGAGACUUAAGUUUUGUAAUCUUACAGAUCCUCUUCCAACUUCCCUUGAGGAACUAUUUCCUUAUGCUGACCGAUUUUCCUUUCCCAACAUCCUAACAGCGAUGAGAAUAUUUGGAACCAUUCCCGUAACGUCAUGCAGCUGUGAAAGAUCCAUUUCAACGCUUCGGCGAUUAAAAACAUUUAUGAGAAGUACAAUGGGAGAAAAGAGAUUAAAAGCACUGGCGCUGUUAAAUGUUCAUCGCAAAAUCAAACUUGAUGUGGAGAAAGUAAUUGACCGUUUUGACAUCCCAGACGAAUGUUGUUGGUGGAUCUCCUAA
This is a messenger RNA of Paramuricea clavata, 642 nucleotides long. The record is from the annotation of a GenBank genome assembly. Lineage: Eukaryota; Metazoa; Cnidaria; Anthozoa; Malacalcyonacea; Plexauridae.